UAUUUAACAUCGAAAUAUACAUAUAAAUAGAAAUUGUGUCAUAAAAAUGAGUCAAUUGUUACAACGUAUCAAAUAUACCGAAAGCACUUAACGUUGCUAAUGACAACAAAUAAUUUUCUUUCUCCCUUCUUUCCAGUGAGUUUUGUGCAUGACUUUCAGGAGUUGUUUAGUAUAUCAAUGUUUUUAUUUAACAUUGAAGAAGGUUGGAGUAAAUAAGUCAGAGAAAUGGAUGAACGUCACUGGUGGGUGGCUGCUAAAAUACAGCAAACGUUUAAGGUUGGUAAAACAUUCCAACCAGAAGUUUUUGAGUCGUAUUUGUCGCAGGAAAAAAUUCUCGACCAACUUGAUAAAUUUUUUGAGGUGGAUUCCCCAAAGUACUUAUUUGUAUACAGAAAUAGAAAAGCAACUGAAAACUCGGACAUAACUUCCUCUCUCGUAUUAAGCACAGAAACUUUGUCUUCUCUGGCAGAGUCAAUUGCUGAAAAAGACUUAAUAUUUCUUUAUUUCCUCAGGAAAAAUACAGAUAAUGUAAUAGCUGAAAGUUCUAUCUGCAAAGAAAUUCUUUGUGGUGAGAUCAAAGGAAACCCAUUGAAGAUCUUUUCUCUGAAAAUGUCGGAAAUAUUUUUACCGUUUUUCAAAAAUUCUAAAAACUGGAGUAAUUGUUGCGAAGACAGACAAAAGACUCUUCUACAGAAUAUAGAAAAAUGUUCAGAAGUUUUGACUGAAUCUGGCAAGCAUUUGCCAAUAAUGCAAAUCCUGAAGGUGCCCCCUGAAAUAAUGACAGUAGAACAACGUAUGUGUACAUCACCCACCAAAGUGUAUGAUAUGGAGAAUAAAGAACAGAUUCUAGCUGAAUGGAUUGCUAAUAUUGAAACAAUUGUUUACAGUUCAGAUAAGAGGACAUUGGAGAACAACUUGGGUCUACUGAGUGAACUGAAGAAAUGGAAAAGGAAGUAUGAAAUACUUGAAAACAUAACUGAACAACUGAAAAGUAAAGAAUGUAAAUCCGUUAUUUCAUGUCUUGUUGCUGGACGCUCUAAAAUGUUAAGAAAAUGGAAAUUCGUAGAUUCUGGGAUCUCUGAAGCAAUAAAUGAGUCAAGAGAUAAAGUGAAAUAUUUAGAGUUUAUUAAAAGUCAUUUACUGGAAUUACAAAAUACAUGCUGUCCAGAAUUUGUGAUGCACACUGUAAUACCAAAUAUCAUUGCUGCCAUUAAAAAACAGGAUUCUCUAACAAGACAUUUUGCAAGAUCUGGUUUCUUGACACUUCUUUUACAAAAGAUUGCCAACCAACUAGCUAUUAUAAUAAAGAAGUUUAUCAAGCUGUGUACAACAAGCCCUGAUGGAGAAGAUAUAUUUGGGAAACAAAUCUUACAAAGUUGUUCUUUACAGCUGCAAAAGAAAAACAUUGGUAGCAAAGAUAAGGUGCAAGUUAACAAAACAGUGACAGAGUCUCUUUAUAAACAGUUAAAUACUUGUAUUCAAAUGACCAACUCCUUCAGAGAUUCAAUCAUGUUGCAAUCAAGUAUUUUUGUUCACCAAGGAACUUCUUUGGCUGCAAGAAGUGCUUCUCAUAUUUCUCUGCAGCCAUAUCCAAAUCUCAAACUACAAAGAGCAUCAACAACAAACAUCAAUGAUUUCUACCGAACAAUGAAAGGAAUUUCCUUUUAUGAUGAAGAAGCCAUAUUUUCAAACCUAGAUCCAUUAAUUCAUCAAAUGAAGAAAGUUAUUUAUAUUAUUGAAACAUUUUCACAAUUUUCUCUUUUAACAAAGUUAUCUGUUAGUCUUCCUCUUUUUAAAAGUGAAGAUUUAGAAACUGAAAAGAAAGCAAACAUUGAAAUGAUGAAUGAAGACAGAUCUGCAGUUUUUCAACCUAUGCAUGACAUCAUAGAGCAUAGCCUUCCAGCAGUUAAGGAAGAAGAUACACAUGAGGAAAAGGAAAAUGAGGAAAAAAUGAAAGAAAUAUGUGAGAUCACGAAAAGAAACAAUUUCCUGCAUCACAAAAAGGAAUACAAUUCAAAUGACUAUAUUUUAAAAACAUAUUUUGCUGAUGAAGAAAAUUGUUCUAUUUUGUUGAAUGUAUUUGGUAACACAAUGAGAAAUCUAACGAAGAUUGUUCAAAAGAUAACUACAGCCGAUGUAUUGCAUACUGAUUUAGAUGACUCUGGUGAGCUCAACAAUUUAUAUUGUGGAUUCCAAUCAAUUAUUACAGAAAGUGAAUUACUAAUAGGAAGUUAUUUGGACGCUGUAUUCAGAAAAGAUCUAUCAGUAGAACAAUCACUUGACAUACUUGACAGAUUUUCAAGUGUAUCUAAGAGAACAGCAUUGGUUCCUAAGAUAGAAAGAUGUUAUGUUAAAGUCUUCAAUCAUUAUGCAUCUGACUUACUGGAACAAUGUGAUAUUUUUCAGCAAAAUAAGGAAAAUCCUCCGAUGCCUAGGAAUUCUCCAAAAGUAGCUGGAACCAUUCAAUGGUGUAAAUUCACUCUGAAGAAAAUCAAAUACCCCAUGGAAAUUUUAAUGGACAUUUGUGUAGUACAACAAUUACCACAUUUCUCUAAUUUUGUAAAGAUUUAUAAUGAAAUAAUCACAACUAUUCAAGACUUUGAGAGGAAAACAAUUGGUAGUUGGAUAAAAAAUUUGGUAAAUGUUGUUGAUGGACUCAGUGCUGCUCUUCUCACUUACCAUCUUGAAUCCAAAGAACUCCAUAUUAACAUUGAUCCAAGGUUACUAAUUGCUAUUGAAGAGACAAAAUCAAUGGUUAAAAUGGGACUUCCGAUACCAAAAAAUGCUAAAGCAAUUCUUCUGCAAGAGGACAAAUUUAAGAAUUAUAAAAUGCAUUUGGAAUUGUGUAUCCAUGAAUUCGACGAAACAAAAGGCAUUUUGCCUAAAAUUUGGCAACAGUUAUUCAAAGAACAUUAUUGCCAAAUGUCAAGAGAAUUCCAGCCAGGACUUAGCUCUUUAUCUUGGAAUAGCUUGAAUAUUGAUGCAUUUUUGUGCACAAUACGAUCUGCUGGAUACAAACUUAGGGACAUGACACAUGGUGUCCAGAAAAUUAUUUGUAACCAAAUUGAUGAGGUUAUUGAGCAGAUAGAAGACAUCUCUUUAUUCUCAAUGGAUGAGUGUACUCUCAAGCAUCAACAUUAUGAAGAUGUUCAGAAAACCAUGUCCAUGUCCAUUGAGUUUCAAACUGAAUCUCUGAAUAACCAUAUUCACACAAUGCAGAAUGCAAUACAAGACAUCUUAGAUAUAGUGACUGCAACAAGAAUUAGUCCAAAAUAUGGGUCAAAGGGUACAGCAGAAGACAAAGUGAAUGCUGAAAUUAAUGAGUUAUUAGAGAAAGACAAGAAUCAUUUAUCAAAGAAGAUAAUUGCAUAUUACAGAGAGAAGUUAUAUCAUGCAGUGGAGAAAGUUAUCCUCAGAUCCUUGGUAUUUUUGCUAAAGUUUGUGAGUUCCAUUGAAGAAAAUGAUUCUCCAAGAUUUCAUUCUUCUCCAAUAGAAACAGCAAAUCUACUGGCAGAAAAUUCAGAUCUCAGAUAUGGAACAUAUUUACUUAUCAACAGUGUACUGGUUUAUAACAUACCUGAUUUUGCUCUGAACCCACCUGCUGCAGUCAUUAGCAAUAUAAUUAGAAAUAUUGCUUUGAAGAUCAGAGAUAUCAGUAAAGGAAUCCCUUUAAUUGAUAUAUUUGACAACUACUUCCACGAUAACAUUAUGAAGAAUGAAAGAAUCAAUGAUGUCUUCAAAGCAAUUGAGAAGUCACUGUCAGCCAAUGAAAAUCUUGAGAGAACAUAUGUUCAAAGUUUCAACAGAUAUGAUUUCCUCUGGACAAGAAACCGUUAUGAAAGUUUUGAUGAAUUCUUAACUACUAAUCCAAAUAAAACUGAAAUUCAGAACAAAAUUGAAGAAUUUAUUGUAAUGGAAAAGGAACUGGCAAGAAUUCCCCAAAUAAUGAAGAUAGGACUUUUAUCUGUAAAGUCUGAUCCUGUGAAACAGUCCUUACAAGCCCUUCUUCUUAGCUGGAAAACUGUCUUUGCUUCAGUUUUACACACAGAUGCUUAUAGCAUGUUAAAGUUAGCUUGCAUUUACAGAAGACAGGUUUUUGAGGUCCUCAGUGUUCCAAUUAAGACAUUAGAACAAUUAAAUAAUAUAUUGUAUGUUUUGCAACAAAUAAGAGAUAUGCAGAACAAAAUUGAUCAAAUUUAUUUACCAAUUGAAUUGACCUACCACAAGUUGUUGAAAUAUUCUGUGCCACUCCCUCGGUCUGAAAUUAAAGAAGUUGAAGAUUUACGAAACAACUGGAAUUAUCUCAUUGAAUUAGCUGAAGCAACUGAAAAAUAUAUUUUUACUGAUAAACGGCUAACAUUUGAGCAGGAAAUCCAACGUGAAAAUAUGGCAUUUGUUGUUAAAGUAAUGCAGUUCAGAAAUUCUUUUGAUGGUGAAGGUCCCAAUAUCCCAGAUUCAAGUCCUGAAGAGACUGUUGAGAGAUUAGAUAAAUUUCAGGAGGAAUGUUUAAACCUAAAGAAGGAAAGGGAGAUACUUGAAACUGUAUCUAAAACAUUUGGAGUGUCAAUUGAUACAUUUAUAGAACUUGACCAAACUGAAGAGGAUCUGAAGAUGGUAUAUUCAUUGUAUGACCUCUACAUAAGGUUUAUUCAGUUUGAUGAUCAAUUUCAAAAUACCUUGUGGUCUGAUGUUGAUUUCAGAACUGCUGUGAAAAUGGUGGAAUUAUUUUGGGAUGACUACCUAUUAUUGUCUGAAAAGCUUCAAGAGUAUAAUACUUAUCACAGCCUAAAGCCUGCCAUUACAAUGUACCAAGAAACCAUUCCAAUCUUGAAACUUCUUCAUUCAAAGACAAUUCGUAAUCGCCAUUGGUUGCAAGUAAUGGCAGUCACAGAAAAUACAUUUCCUUUAGAAGUAACUGUUUUGAGAUUAUCUCAUCUCUUUAAUAUCAAUCUACCCAGAUAUAAAUCUACAGUUGUUGAAAUAUGCCAUGUGUCCAUGAAGGAAAUGGAACUGGAGACAAUGAUGUCCAAAAUAGAGGAAGAGUGGACAGAGCAAGAAUUGAUCUUCCAGAAUUAUAAAACACUUGGUCCAGUCACUCUGGACCACAUAUUUAUUGAAAGACUCUUGGAGCAGCUGGAAGAUUCUCAAGUUACUUUAGCAAAUAUGCUGACUUCUCCAUAUAUUUCUCCAAUGCAAGAAGAUGUAAACAUGUGGACAGAAAAACUGAAAGAACUAGGUUUUAUUCUGGAAUUGUGGAUUGACGUCCAGAAACUCUGGACACACUUGGAAGCAGUUUUUUCAAAUUCAUCCACAAACAAGGAAUUGCAACAACAAAAUCUAAUAUUUGCGCCUAUAAAUACCAAUUGGUGUAAGGUUAUGGCAAAGUAUGCUGAAAUUAAGAAUGUCUUGCAGGCCUGCUGUGGAGAAAUGCAACUUAAAUCUGUGCUGCUACAUAUACAGGAAGAUCUAGAAUCUUGCUCUAGAUCACUUGGAAACUACUUAGAAAAGAAAAGAAUGCAAUUUCCCCGUUUCUUCUUUCUAUCAAACCCAGUUCUCUUAGCAUCGCUAAGUUGUCCCCAAUCUUUGGAAUCGAUAUUGCCCAUUUUGGGAUCUUUAUUUGGAUAUGUCCAUGAAAUAGAAACUGAAGUACUUGAAAAAAGAAGAGAAAUUUUAUCAGAAUCUGCAGCUUCAGAUAUACAAUUUGACCAAAAUAUAGAAAUUUUUACAACUCCUGAAUUAAGUCAAGAAAUCAAACUGAGAGAAACUGCUGAAAUACAAAUGAUAGCUGUGAAAAGUUUUGAUGGGGAAAAAUUAUUAUUAAAUAAAAAGGUUCCUGUAUGCCAUAGCGUGGAAUGGUGGCUUAAUGAAUUGAAGCAUACUAUUCAUGAUACAAUUGGUAAGAUGAGUCUUAAUGCCAUCCAAGAAAUUACUCAAACUACAAAUCUUGAAGAAUUCAUUGCUAAGUAUCCAACUCAAAUAUGUCAACUUGCUGUCCUAUAUUUAUGGUCCAGAGAAGUAGAGAAAGGAAUUAUGGAAGUGAAGCAUGAACGCAAAGCUUUGUUUAACACCUACAAAAAGUUUUGCACCACUUAUAGCAAGAUCUUGACAUUGUUCAGUCGUUCCUUUUCAAAAAAUUCUUGUGAUGCCAAAUCCACAUAUAUACGAAUCAGAAAUGAAAAGAUUGUAACACAAACUCUCUAUCUUCGAGAUACUCUUAAUACAAUAUGUAGGAAAAGGGUAAAACAUUGCACAGACUUUGACUGGAGACGAUACCUCAAGUGUUACUUGGUAUCAGACAAUGACACAGAACUGAAGCUUCAUUUUGAAAUCCUUGAUCAUCGUCUUGUCUAUGGCAAUGAGUUUUGUGGAAGCAACCCAAGCAUUAUCAUGACUCCUGUGACAGAAAAAUGUUUUUUAUCAAUAUUCCUGGCCCUUCAGAAUCUUCAGCCAGUCUAUCUGGUUGGAACACCUGAUGCUGGAAAGAAGGAAACUAUUAAGAGCCUUGCCAAUGUCAUUGCUCAGUUUUACUAUCUGCUGAAAUGCAACCCACACUUUGAUGCUUCAAGUAUUCAAAGAAUUAUUCAAGGUUCUUCAAUGGAAGGGUGUUGGCUCUGUCUUGCUGAUGGAAACAAGCUUUCACAUAAAUCUUUAGAUGUUGUGAUGGACCAAGUUGCUAUGAUUGUAGAUGCUGUCAGAGUGAACAACAAUGUGGUAGAAGAUAUCUUCAGGAAAUUGACAUAUAAAGUGAAUCCAAGAACUGCUUUUUUUAUGACCGCAGCAUUCUCUGAGGAAUCAAACUGGUACUUUGCUCGGAACAUUAAAUCUGUGUUUCGAACAGUGACACUCCUUAAACCAGAUACUUACUAUAUUUUAAGAGGAUAUUUUAUCUCUGCUGGUUUCAAGUCUGGCAAUAUUUUGGCAGGAAAAUUACUAGAGAUUGUCUCUUUAGCUGAACUUCAACUCAUAUCAUCAGAAUGUCAGAUACCCAGUUUUACUUUGUCAUCAAUGAUUGCCACCAUAAGACGAGCUCAACAAAUUAGAAAAACUCUUGAGGAAAAGUAUGGAGAGAAACCUAACACAGUACGACCAGAAAGUCAGGUGUCAACACCAACCAGCAAAGCAACACCCAGUACCACAUCAAGACAAUCUCAGAUCAGUUUAACAAUAAAAGAGUCUUCAGAAAAUCCUACUAGAGAUAUAGAUCUGUCUACAUUACUGCAAUCUAUUGAGGAGACAUUACACCCAGCUUUAGACAAUAAUGUAUUGAUUAAAUUCCAAGACCUGGUGAGUGCAUGCAUAUAUGGAACUUCUUGUAUACCAAACAAAUCUUCUUUGAAGUCCUUAGAUUUAGAAAACGUUAUCUCUGAAAAAGUAAAUCAAAAGAAUUUGACAGUAAAUGAAGAAUGGUUUGCAAAAUGUUUACAGUUAAAUAAUCUCUCCAAUAACUUUGAUGGUGUUUUAAUGGUUGGCCCUCCUGGAAGUGGUAAGACAACAUGUCUCCAAACUUUGGUUGAAGCUUUCAAUGAAAUCCAGCAAAUAAAAAGUAUUUCCAAGAACACUAUAAAAACAUCACAUUCUAACAAUUAUAAACUUACCAGAAUCAAUCCAAUGUCAUUUGAAAGUUUGGAACCAAUAUUUGGUUGGAUGGAUUUGAAUUCACAAUUCAUUGAUGGAUUUUUUAUGUCAUCUUUCAAGAAAGCAAGCAAGAACAACUUCAAAACCUGGUUUUUGAUAGAUUCACAACUAAAUGAUGACUUGCUUGACCAACUGAGCAGUGUAUUCAACAACAAACAGAUCCAACUGAAAAAUGGAGAUAUAGUUCCAAUAAAUGGCAAUGUGAAAACCUUCAUAGAAACGGACUCCAUAGGCUCAGCAUCACCAAUGACCAUAACUAAAUUGGGUAUGAUCUACUUUGGUGGCCUUGUUACAUGGGAAGCCUUGACCAAGUCAUGGAUCAAAGCAAAGAAGCAUAAAAAUCCUCAAAUUAAUGGAUCCAAGAAUGGAUAUGAUAUUGCAGAGAUUCUAAUGCAAUGUUAUCAGACCAGUAUGGACCCUGUCAUUCAGUACUUCAAGACAGAAAUGGAGCACUCAGUACAUUUUAAUGAAGUUGGUAUGAUCACUACUUCACUUCAGAUACUAACAGUUCUCCUAUCCAACUGCCAUACAGUUUCUAGCGAUACUCAUAUCAAGAAGCUCUUUGUAUUUAGCAUUCUCUGGUCUUUUGGUGGUCAUCUCUCAAGCAAUGACAAACUUCACUUCAAUGAAUUCCUUCAGAAAGUAAGGACCAAUCUAAUACCCGAAGAUGAAAAUGAUGUUUAUUUAUUUGACUAUUUUGUUGAUGAAUCAGGAGAAUGGGAAAAUUGGAACAUCAAAUCACUUGAAGAGUCUCCAGUUAUACAAGAUAACUUCAGCAGAGAAUUUGUAUACACACAAAGAACAAUUCCUAUAAAAUACUUCAUGAAUAACUUCAUACUUCAUGGUUUCCCUUCUUUAUUAACUGGUCCCAAAGGUUCUGGUAAAACAUCAUUAAUUAAUGCUUUGAUGUCAACUUUAGGUUCAGAGGAAUAUGUUUUGAAAAGAUUUGUGUCUAGUGGCUCAACCAAAACAGUACAGCUGUUUGAUUUCUUCAAUAAAAGUAUCAUCCACAGACAAGGUUUCAUCCAUGGAGCAAAAGACAAGAAGAAGCUUGCCGUAUUCAUUGAAGAUAUCAAUAUUCCCAAAAAGGACCAAUUUGGUAUCCAAAGAUGUAACGAGUUUCUACGUCAACUAUUAGAUGGAAAAGUAAUUUGUGACUCAAGUUCACCUUUUGAGAUGAAAUUUAUUGAAGAUCUUUGUUUGAUUGCUGAAAUGACACAUCCUGAGCCUCGUCUAGAACAGUUAAAUCAAAGACUUUUGCGUCAUUUUGCAAUAUUCAAUUUGCCAGAACCUGAAGAAAAUGAUCUUUCAAUAAUUUUGGGGAAAAAACUUGAGACUGCUGUGAAUGGAGAGAACCUACCAAAUAUUGACACAAAACUAUUCAAUAACCUAGUUGAAGCCUCCUACCAACUACUGUCUGGUUUACAGUCAACAUUAAAGCUGUCCUCUUUACCAGGUUCCACACAUUACAUGUUCACCAUUCAAAGUUUAGAACACUGCUUUAAGGGAUUGGCUAAACUUCCUUUGAAGGAAAGGACCAAUGAAAAUUUUAUCAUCUUCUUAUUGAUCCAUGACAUCCAGAAUGUACUGCUGGACUCAGUGUGCAGAAAUGAAGAUCACAACUUCUUUAAGCAGUUAUUAAAAACAGUUGUAAAUGACAAAUGGCCUGACAUUGUUAUCACCACAAAAAAUAUUGGAUACUUUAUCACAAUUCCGUCAAGAAAUAGACCCUCUUCACAUUCACCUCUGCUCAGUAAACCAAUAAAUAAUGUUUUAUAUCAGACUGAAAGUCUGUACUCACUUGAAGCUACCAUUCAAAGACAUAUUGGCAUAUAUAAUUCGGAUCAUCCUAAGAGACCCCUUCAAAUAAUCCCUUCUGAACAUGUAAUUUCCCAAAUUACAAAGGUUCAUCGAGUCCUUACAUGUUCUGACAGAAGUCACCUCCUCUCCAUCAGUAGUGUAGUCAGUGACAUAGUUGACAUCUAUAUGUUAACAUGUGAAAUGACCAACAUUACAACUAUACAGAUGGACUGGUUCACUGGAAAUGAUCUGUUUGAAGUUCUGAAGACUGCAGUCAAACAAGCUGGCAGUUUGAACACUCCUGUUGCCUUCAUACUUAAAGAAAGCAAUUUAUUAGAUCCUCUUCAUCUGGAUUGUAUUAACAAUUUCCUUGUUAUUGAAGAUUACACAACACUUUACUCCACUGAAGAACUUUCCACACUGCUCCAGUCACUUGAACUGCAGUUGAAAAAAGACCAUCUGGAGCGAGCAAUCAAGCCAGUGACUUAUUUCUGCAACAAUGUGAAGAGAAACCUUCACAUUCUUAUCCAUGUAACCCCCUCAAACCCUUUAUUAUCCAAUAUAUACAGAGAAUACCCAGGAAUCUUGAAAAGUUGCCAGAUAAAUUGGUUGCUUGAAUGGUCAGAAGAGACCCUUGUUUCUAUGACAACUCGUUACUUAAAUGAAUCUGGAAUGUUCCAGGAGAACAAUUUAAGGAACCGAAUUAUUAAAUGCCUGACAAAUAUUCAUAAAUUCAUGUUUAAAGAAUAUAACAAAGCACCUUGGACUGGAAACCUUGCCUCGCAUACUGAAAUUGUACAAGUAGAAUCUUCAGAUUGCAACACAGAUCCAGUAAAAGUAUUUAAUGAAACUGUCUGUAAUUUACCAUAUACUCAAAGACUACUUCUAGAUCAUAUUGGGCUACAACAAGAAGCAUCUUCUUCCUCAACUAAUCAAGCAAAUUUCAUAUCUACAAAGACUUAUGAACAGCUACUUCACUGCUUUCAAUACCUCAUUAAUUUGAAAAAUAAUGAACGGAAAGAAAAAAUGGCAAAAAUUAAUAAAACAAUUACGAAAUUGAAAGACACCAGAGAAAGAUUGCAAAAUGUGACAAAAGAUGUGAAGUUCAAAACAGCAGAAUACAACACUGCUAAGCUUAAAUCCGAGGAAUAUCUUGAAGUAAUCAUACACAAAGCAACCCAAGUUGAAAGCUUGAAGACACAAAUUGGACAGAACUUAGCAAUCAAAGCUAUUCUAGACAACCACCAGUUUACCAACUUUCUUGACCAAGCAGACAAUAAAGAACUCUUGACAAAUGAUGACUAUGAUUCCUAUGAUGAAGAAUUUCAUAGAUUAAUGGCAGAAAACCUGGAGAAGAAAGAAAACCAGAUUGAAGAAGAUCUGGCUAAAGCAAAAAAACAAAUCCCCUACAAAGAGAAAUGUGUUGAGCUAUCUAAAGAAAAGAUAUAUUUUUGGAAAAGUAAAAUAGACAGAAAUUGUAUAGAAAGCAUCAGAGGCUUUGCUAAUCCACCUAAUUUGGUUGUUCAUGUAAUAAACAUUGUUCUGAUAAUGACUGGCAAGCUAAAUCCCUUGACUUACUUCAAUAUAUCUGUGGAAGAUCAAGAAAUUCGGUUAAUAUCAUCAGGUCAUUAUAAAAACAAAUUCCAGAUCUCAUGGAAAGCUGUUCAACAUAUUCUAAGUGAAUCAAAGAAGUUUAUCAACCUGAUACACAAUUUUUCAUUUGAGCAAGGAUUAAAACCAUCAGUUAUACAAGCAAUAUCAUCAUAUCUCUCACCUCAAGAAAUACAAAUUAACUUACAAUCAAUCCAGACUGCUGUACAGUCAGAUACCUCUGUUCAGCAUGUCUGUAAAGUUCUACCAGGUAAUGGUAUCACUGUGGCAGAAGCUAAACAUGCUAGUAAAGAUGUUGCUAUUCUAUUGCAAUAUGUCCUAUCUUUAGUUGUUUACUCAACAUUCUGCAAGGAACUACAAGAACUGAAUGAAACUAUUAAAGAACUUGAAGAACAGAUCUUCAGAAAUAGCAAACAGAACUCAACACCUGACAAUGAGAUUGAAGUAACAUCUGGCUUGGAUAAUGACAUGGAGGUAGACUUCAAUAAAGAAGCCAUCCUGGUUCUUGAGAAAGAAAUUGAGAGUCUACAGAGGCCAUAUAGAGAAGCUGUUGAAUUAAAACAUAGUCUUGAAAAAGAACUACAAAACAAGAACGAUGAAAUAAAAGCCACAAGGCUUCUACUUGAGAGUCUGAAGUCAAAGGAAUCGGAAUGGUGUUCAGUUGUAGAGAAAGAGUCCAGUGAUACCUUAAUCUACAAUUGUAUAAUGGCAUCCUCCUUUCUUUCUUACUGUUCCCCAUUUAACAUUCAAACCAGAGAAAAGAUAUGCAAUCAGUUAAAAAAAAUAUGCUCUGAGCAUGGUUUUUCUCAAAACUGCCAUCAGGUUUUUGAAGAUUUGAGUCCACAUGAAUUUUUGUUCCCUCCUCUUCUAAGAGUUGAGCUUGAAUUAUCUUCUUCCCUACCUACAAGUAAGGUUUUCCUGGAAAAUUGCUGUUUCUUUGUGGAUGAUAAAAUGUGGACAACAUGGCCAAUAUUGUGUGACCCUAACUGUUGGGCUUUAGAAUGUCAGCAGAUCUUUUUGAAAAGCGACUUUGUUACUGUGCCUUUUAAUGCUUUGGACUCUCAACUAGAGAUGUGUUUGAAUGAAGGUCUCAUAUUAUUUGUUACUAAUUGUGAUUCUCAGAAACUACAUACUAAUCCACUACUUCUCUCAGUCAUCUUUGCUUACAGAAGGUUCAUACAAGCAACACACACCUUCAAGAUAUGGACUGGUGACCUUGAAGUAGAAUGCAACCCCUCAUUCCGACUCUACCUUCAUACAUCAAGUGAUGCCUCCUUAAUAUCUGAUACCCUCUCUCCAUAUCUGACCAUAAUCACAUUUUCACAGUCAUACGAGUGUUUAUACAAAGAUUUGUUCCUCAGAUGUAUUAACCAGGAAAAAUCUCAGCUCAAAGAUGAACGAAACCAUUUUUUACAAGAGAAAUGGGAUAAAACUAAGGAAUUUCUUGAAACUGAAGACAAGUUACUAAUGGGACUGUGUCAGGAAGUUGACCUGUUGAGGUCAAAGCAAACUGUUAAAGAAUUGACUGAACUGGUGAACCAGCAUAGUGAAAUUAAAGAACGAUUGUUAACUGUGUUAGAAGAAGAAGAGAAUAUUCUACGUGAAGCUACAGAACAUUUUUCCAUUCUUGCCAGUCAAGGAGCAAUAUGUUACCACACCAUGCAACACAUGAAGCAACUCUGUCCUCUUUACAGAUGCCCUUACUCAUCUUUCUUAAAACUAUUUAACUCGGUCAUUAAUGAAUUGGAUUGUACAAAUUCUCGUGAAGUUGCUGACCAAUUAACUUACCUGGCUAACCGAAACAUGAUCCAAACACUCAGAUAUCAAGAUCGAAUUGUUUUCACUUUAUUUCUAGCAUUUGAGAUUGACUCCUUGAAGGGUUACACCAUUACUGGUGAGCGAAAAUUUGUGAUAGAUCCUUUGACCACAUCUACUACAAAUUCAUCUCUGGAAAAUAUUGCAGCCCUCAAAAAUCCUUUUGAAUGGAUGCCUGAUGAAGUUUUCCACAACUUACAAAAUUUAGCUAUGAGAUUCAGCUGGUUUACUGAAAUUUUUGUUAAUCUGACCAAAGAAGGCAAAGAUUCUUCUUUGAAACUGUUGUUUGACUCCCAAUACCCUGAACAAUACAAUAGUCUUCCAACAAAACUGAAUGUUCUCACUCCAUUGCAAAUACUAUGCUUUUGGCGAGCAUUAAGACCAAAAGAAUUUUUACUAGAAGCUACUUCUUAUAUUAGUACUGUUCUUGGAAGCAAAUUUGUUACUAACUUUCUCCCGAACAUUCCACUUGUAGUCACCAUGACCAAUCCUACAUACCCCAUUCUUGUGCUUACCAACACCCAAAGUGGAGAAGCUGAUGUCUUCUUUUCAAAUUUUUUUAAAGGACAAAAAUAUGAAAUGAUUUCUUUACAUGUCUCAACCUGUUCUUCUUCGGCUGAGACAGCACUGAGGAAAUACAUCUGGCAGAAAAUGCCUCAGGACGUAUGGAUAAUUCUGAAGAAUGCUCACAAUUGGCCUUCACUCCUGUUGAAAGUCUCUUCAUGGCUCUUAGAAAAGACAGUACCAAAUCCUAUGUUCCGCUGUUGCUUGUCUGUUGAUGUAGACUUCAAAGAUCUUCCAACUCAACUUCUGGAUAGUUGUUUCAAAAUCUUUAUUAAUUCUCCAAUGCAUGCCAAAGACGACCUACAGUGGUCAUCCACUCAGUUGAAUCCAGAUAUUUUAAACAUGAACUCUAGUACACAUUGGCCAUUGCUUCUGUACAAUAUUUGCCUGUUGUAUACAACUUUUCACUUACGAACAAACAUGAUUCAUGGUUGGGCGAAUGCAGACGAUGUUGAAAAUAUUAACUCCACAGACUUGCAAGAAGCGAUAAAAUUUGCAGGAUUUGACUUCAGAAGAUUUUCAAAAUUGACCAUUCCCAGUGAUACACAGAUGCCUAUUUCUUUGUCUGCAAUCAGAUAUGUUUUUUCUGAGAUAAUAUUUGGUCGUUAUUUACAACAUACAAGAGAUCAGAUCUGUUUAAAAGGAAUGGUUGAAUAUCUCGUCUCAGCGAAUUCUCUCAAGAAGGACUUUGAAUAUAGCAAAUUGAAAUACACAGGUCUGACAGCUUUAUAUAAUAGUCCCAGGAAUUUGGCAAACCUUCAGCAAGAACUGGGCAAAAUACCAAACCAAUUUCUCACUUCACCACAAAUGUGCCACUUACAUAAGUAUCAAGAGGCAUUACCAAGAAAUGAAGAAUAUGUUCUGAAACAACUUGAUAUGUUGCUAACUACUCUACCACCAAAAACAUUCCAUUUACAGUCACAAACCUCACACAUGGCUUCAGUUGAUGGAGCAACUUCAGUACCACAGGUGAUAAAAUAUUGUCCAGAACAGCAAAUUCAAAACUGGAGAUCCUGUAUUGAAAUGUGGCAGUUAUGUGUGACAUUGAUAACCAAACUACCCAGAAACCUUUCAAAGGAAUAUCUUCUAAGCAGAAUGUCUAAACUUGGUGGCACCACAGUCUAUAACAAAUUUAUUCUGGAAGAAAUAUUUCUUCUCCAUAAAAUAGUUAAUGAAGUAAAGACAUCAGUCCAGGCUGUCAAAACUAUCUUUGAAGGAAAGGAUUUGGGCAGGAAGUUCUCUGAGGAGAUUGUAAAUGUAGCCAGAGAUAUCUUACAACAUAAAAUCCCUCACACUUGGAACAAACUGAUUGGAGAGACGGCCCCUCCAUGCACCAUUGACUUGAUGCAGUGGAUUCAACAGUUGCAAAAUAGAUCUCUUUUCCUUGAAAAAAUUAUUUAUUUUGGCCGAGAGAAAAUGCCUUCCUAUUGGCUAGGUGCUUUCUUCAGACCAAAAAUGUUUUUAUCCAUCUUCAGGAGAGAGUUUAUCUGCAAAAUGUCAAUUGAAAAUAAGGAUUAUGAAACAAUAACAGUUCAUACAGUGAUCACAGGAAGAGAUAAAGAUCAUAUACGAGAGCCACCAGCUGAAGGAGUUUUCAUUUAUGGAAUCUACGCAUGGGAUUUCUUUUGGGACAGAACUUCUGGACAGGUGUUAGAUACAGUUACAAAAGGAUCACCAACUCAAUUACCAAUAGUUCAUGUAUAUUACAGUCUGAAUGUGAAGGAGAACAUCUACCCAUGUCCUGUCUAUGGAUCGCGCUCCAAUGACAAUAAAUCAGUACUAGAGGUUGACAUUUAUAAAGAAAACACAUCACCAAUUCAUUGGUCCCUCCAAGGUAUUAUGGCAACUCUACAACCUUUCUAAAUUAUAGAUAACGUAAUUAUAGAUGUCAUCUGUAAAAAAAUAUAUGUAUUUCUAGGCUGGUGCAUUAAGAUGUUAUACCCUACUGCACUUCACAAUAUAUCUAUAGACAGGUGUAUAUCAGUGCUGCUAUGUUGAUAUUUCAUGAGCAACUGUGUAACCUCUUUAACUAUCCAGAGAUAAGCCCUUAGUAAUAAUGAGUUUGUAAGUAAACUUGAUGUACUGUGUAUGGCAUUGAAACAAAACACUAUAGAUGUUCUAGUAAUUGAACUCGCUAUCAAGAAUGUUUUAUAUAUGCAAACUGACCUAUCAGU
Molecule: messenger RNA, 15599 nt
Organism: Octopus bimaculoides (California two-spot octopus)
Lineage: Eukaryota; Metazoa; Mollusca; Cephalopoda; Octopoda; Octopodidae
Biological process (GO): microtubule-based movement
Cellular component (GO): dynein complex
Molecular function (GO): dynein light intermediate chain binding; ATP binding; dynein intermediate chain binding
Source: RefSeq, a predicted model, not a curated record